Thermochaetoides thermophila DSM 1495 is the source of this 1236-nucleotide messenger RNA. RefSeq lists its product as uncharacterized. The transcript is spliced from 3 exons. The record is from RefSeq and is a predicted model, not a curated record. The coding region runs from base 1 to 1236 and encodes 411 amino acids. NCBI's taxonomy places the organism in Eukaryota, Fungi, Ascomycota, Sordariomycetes, Sordariales, Chaetomiaceae. Gene Ontology annotation, cellular component: fungal-type vacuole membrane. Gene Ontology annotation, biological process: basic amino acid transmembrane export from vacuole.
AUGGGCCAUACUGGCUCCACUGGUGCAAACCUUGUUCGCAAGUUCACCAAGGGCCCUUACGUCAUGCCUUCACCGAGAAUGGCGCCGCCGACAGGCCCGUUGAAUCUCGAUGUCGAGGCGAUUUCUGGGAUUUGCGGAUCAAUAUCAAUUGCCUGCUGGGUGGUUGUCUUCUCACCCCAAAUCAUUGAGAACUUCCGUCGCAAGAGUGCCGAGGGUCUGUCGAUUCAAUUCAUUGUCAUCUGGCUGAUAGGCGAUGUCUUCAACAUCUUGGGCGCGGUGCUGCAGGGCGUACUACCUACCAUGAUUAUCCUCGCCUUCUACUACACCAUCGCCGACAUCGUCUUGUUAGUGCAAUGCUUCUACUAUCGGGGCUUCACUUUGAGCGAUUAUGUGCCCACACAGCCGUCACCCCCACCUUCCCCUCCACAGAAGUUGAGACAGCGCAAUGGCCAACAUCUCUCACCACCGCCAACUGAACACACCGGCCUACUGAGCCGGAUGCCUAGCCACGAGCGCUUGCCUUAUCAUAGCGUUGAGGAGCAUGAGCGGCGCGAUUCUUGGACCCAUCUCUCCCCUGCAGUCCCGUUCGUACCCACCGAAGAACCCCUGCCGGUGCCUCCUCCUGCGCCGCCCACAUUCUGGCAGUCAAUUGCUUUCAACAGCCUCGCCAUCUUGAUGGUCUGCGCAGCUGGUGUAGCGGGCUGGUGGCUCAGCCGGAAUUACGAAGACCGCGUAGUCGGUGGAAGCCCCCCUAAUGGUGAUAGUCCAGUAGGGAAUGACCCCGUGGAUAUGGAUCCUUUGGGUCAGACAUUCGGCUGGCUAUGUGCGGUUCUGUACCUCGGGUCGCGGCUGCCUCAGCUUCUCCUGAACUGGCGGCGCAAGUCAACCGAGGGCAUUUCGGUGCUGUUCUUCUUAUUUGCCUGCCUGGGCAACCUCACCUAUGUGCUGUCGAUCCUGGCCUUCGAGCCUAGGUGCGUCGCGGACGAAAGCUGCCAGCCGGGGGAGGUUGCGCGCCUCUACUGGCAGAAUAUUUUGGUAAAUUCGUCUUGGCUGGCGGGCAGUGCGGGUACGCUACUGCUGGACAUGGCCAUUUUUGUUCAGUUCUUCUUGUACAACAAACCCGAAGAGGAAUAUGAGAGUAGUAGCAGUGACAACGGGAGUUCUGAUGAGGAGAGUCUGGAAGGAGAGUCCUGGGAUCAAAGGCCUCUUUUGGAAAGAGAAAGCACGGAAGUGUAG